AUGAAGCCAGUUGCCGCCGCAAGUGAAUGCGACACACUGAGUGAGGGGGCAGAUGGAGUGGAGGAGAAUGUAGAGGAUGGUUUGGAUGAGGCAGAUGAUGAUCUGUGGGACUUGGGAGAAGGAGUGGGUGAGGAAGAGGAUGGAGUGUUUAAGGGGGAAGAAGAUGGAGUGGGUGUGGAGGAGAGUGCAGUGGAUGAAGGGGAGGAUGGAGUGGAUGAAGGGGAGGAUGGAGUCAGUAAGGGGGAGAAUGCAGUGGAUGAAGGGAAGGAUGGAGUGGGUAAGGGGGAGAAUGCAGUGGAUGAAGGGGAGGAUGGAGUGGGUAAGGGAGUAGAUGAAGGGGAGGAUGAAGUGGGUAAGGAGGAAGAAGAUAGAGUGGGUGUAGAAGAGAAUGGAGUGGGGGAGGAUUCAUUGAGUGAGGGAAAGAAGAUGGAGUGGGUGAAGAGGACCGAGUGGUUGAGGGGGAGGAUGGAGUGA
Messenger RNA from Dreissena polymorpha, 474 nucleotides. Its product is annotated as high mobility group nucleosome-binding domain-containing protein 5-like. Lineage: Eukaryota; Metazoa; Mollusca; Bivalvia; Myida; Dreissenidae. The record is from RefSeq and is a predicted model, not a curated record. The transcript has 2 exons. Bases 1 to 474 code for a protein of 157 amino acids.